Molecule: messenger RNA, 1101 nt
Organism: Aplosporella prunicola CBS 121167
Lineage: Eukaryota; Fungi; Ascomycota; Dothideomycetes; Botryosphaeriales; Aplosporellaceae
Exons: 3
Coding region: 1-1101 (366 amino acids)
Biological process (GO): proteolysis
Molecular function (GO): serine-type endopeptidase activity
Source: RefSeq, a predicted model, not a curated record
AUGAGCCCGGACGCAGACGUGGCGAGCACGCUGGCGCAGCUGGGCCUGCACGUCGACCACGACGCCAUCACGGCCACGUACAACAACAGCCACUUCAAGGGCUUCUCGGGCGCCAUCACCGUCGACGAGAUCACGACGCUGAACGCCAUGGACGCCGUCGCCGCCGUCGGCGAGGUCAUCCCCAUCAAGCUCGAGGCCACGCGCGGCUCCGCGCCCUGGGGCCUGCAGCGCAUCUCGCAGGACCCGACCAUUUCGCGCGGCAGCAAGAGCGUCACCGCCCGCUCCUACACGUACACCUACUCGGACGCGGCGCUCGGCAGCGGCGUCACCGUCUACAUCAUCGACACGGGCGUCUAUGCCAGCCACCAGGAGUUUGGCGGCCGCGCGUCCAUCGGCUACACCUACUACAGCAACCAGAAGACGGAUGGCAACGGCCACGGCACGCACUGCGCCGGCACCAUCGGCGGCUCCACCGUCGGCAUCGCCUCCAAAGCCACCCUCGUCGGCGUCAAGGUGCUCGACAACUCGGGCUCUGGCACCUCCACUGGCCUCAUCGCCGGCUUCGACUACGUCGCGCAGCAGCACUCGCGCACAGGCGGCCCCUCGGUGGCCUCCUUGUCCCUGGGCUUCAACGGGCGGAGCACGGCCGUCGAAUCCGCACUCAAGAACCUCGUAGCCGCAGGCGUGCACGCCGCCGUAGCGGCAGGCAACGACGCGGCCGACGCAUGCGACACCUCCCCCGCUGCGCUCGGCGGCUCCAACAGCGACGUCAACACGGUCGGCGCCAGCAACAUCGACGACUCCGUCGCCUACUUCUCCAACAGCGGCGCCUGCGUCGACGUGUACGCGCCGGGCGAGGACGUCGUCUCCGCGUACAACACGGGCAGCAGCGCGUAUGCGUCUCUCUCCGGCACGAGCAUGGCGACGCCCCAUGUCGCGGGCUUGUUGGCGUAUUAUCUGGGUGGCAACCCCGGGUAUACGCCCAAGGCCCUCAAGGCCCUGCUGAAGAGCAGUGCUGUCCAGGGCGAGCUGGGCACCAGUGAUGCGCCCGGCUAUAUUCGCGGCGGGAGCCUCAUUAUCGCGAGUAAUGGGGGCGCUUAG